AUGGAUAAUCAAGCAUCAACAUCUAAUUCUGAGGAGGAAUAUAAAGGAGAUGCCUUUGACCCAAUAUAUGACAUUAUUGAUUACCUUGUAAGAUGUGCAAAAGUAUCAUUUAAAAAUUCUCACGUUAAUGAAAAGGAUAUCCGAAGUGCGGAAAAAACAAAUUAUGCUUAUACUGUCUUUAUAAAAUCUCCCACAGAUUUCCUCGUUCAAUAUGGCAAAUUUUUAUGUCCAAACCAUAUAAAAUAUUUUGAAGAUAUGGAUAUUUAUGAGACAGAUGAAGCCUUUAAACAAUGUGUUUCCCACCUCAAAUUUUACCACUCAGAAGAAAGUAGAAACAAAAGGGUGAGAAAUAGAAGAUAUAAAGCACUUCAAAAUUUACAAGACACUACUGAUUAUUUUAGUGAAAAACAAAUGAUGUUUAGAAAUCCUUUACUCUAUGAGCAACUUAUAGGCCAGUUUUUAACUGAUGAAGAAAUACAAAUCAGAGAUUCAGCAGACAAUGAAAACUUGACACUACUUAGUUUGAUUCUCGACACAGUAGACAGAAAUCAAAUGAGAGAAACUAAGAAUGUGCAAAUGCUUCUGGAAGAUGAUGAGACAAGCUUAAGUACAACUACACAAAAAACAUCAAACCAGAGUUUCUCUCAGAAUAAAAAGUGGGGAGAUUUUGAUAUACCUGACACAAGAGCUGAAAUUAGUCGAGAAGUUAGAAAGCAGACAAUGAUAGAUGUAAAUGAAAGAAAUUUAAUGAGAGAAGAAUUUCUUCAGGAAAUGUACAGUAGUUUUAUAGAAGGCAGAGAUAUUGAUUUUGAUUACAAUAGUGUUGACAGCAAUGAUGCUUAUGAUGAUCUAGAGCAAAUAUCUCAGGAUGCAGAGGAUCAAUAUUUUGAUUCUGAGAUGAAUGACAGUGAAACUUUGGAAGAGCACAUGUCUUUGGUACAUGAGUACAGCUCAAAGAAGUAUUCCAAUGACCAAGAUGAUCCAUUAGAUGUAUUUAUGAAACAUAUUACAAAUAAACUAAAUACCGUUACCUAA
Messenger RNA from Pieris macdunnoughi, 1035 nucleotides. The record is from the annotation of a GenBank genome assembly. NCBI's taxonomy places the organism in Eukaryota, Metazoa, Arthropoda, Insecta, Lepidoptera, Pieridae.